AUGUCGGAAAUUCCGAGUGUUAUUAAACAGUUAGAUCUAAUAUGUUGUGGAGCGGAAGAAUGGUCCGCUUCUGUUCAAUCUUUCGACACUCUUAAAUACAUGCAUAUCUCGAUGUGCAAAAACCUUAGAGGCCUUCCAAGCAGUUUGCAUUUGACUUCUGUUGAGACACUUAAACUCUUCAGAUGUUCAAAUUUAAACAAGUUCCCUAAUGUUACUGGAUAUCUAAAAAGAAUACUGUUAGAAGAGGUAGCAAUAGAAGAAUUACCCCUAACCAUCGGAUGUCUCUUUUCACUUGUUGAGUUGAAACUGGAGAAGUGCAAUAAGCUAGAGAGUCUCCCAGGCAGCAUUUGUGAGUUGAAAUGCCUUGAAGGGCUUUUUCUUAGGGGCUGCUCAAAACUUGGUAGAUUGCCUUUGUUAUGUGAGCUUCCAGAGCGAACAACAGUGCUCCAAGCGUUUAAUUGUACAUCACUAGAAACUGUGAAAUCACCUUUGCCCUUCGCACUUGUACCAAAGUGCAAUGGUUGCAGGAGACAAAAAGGAAUAUUCAAUUGCUUCAAUUUGGAGCAUGAUACACUUGGCAACAUUUUGACAAAUGCACGACUGAGAAUUGAAGAAAAGUUUGGUUUUUCAGAAUUUAGUGAUAGUUUUCUUGUUGGUUUACCUGGAACUGAAAUUCCACAAUGGUUCAGCUAUGAGAACCUAGGAUCUUCAAUAGCUUUUGUGCUCCCUCCCAAAUGCAUUAAUGCUAAGUACCUACAUUUGGCUUUUUGUGUUGUUCUAGAAUUCAAGGUUCCUUUUGCCAUGGAAAAGCACAAUAAUUUCGUGCUUAGAUGUGAAUUGCGUCUGAAAAUGGCUGAUGGUAUGGAAGUGUCCUUCCCAAUAUUUGCUCCUGAUAUUUAUGAUAAUAAUGUGCAUUUUGGGGCCGCCAUUGAAUCAGAUCAUGUGUUCCUUCAUCACUAUGGUUACAAUUUUCAACCAUGGCUCAAAAAAAAUUUUUCUGAGGUCAACAAGCUUUCGAUUGAGUCUGAGUUUAAAAUAGACAAUUUGCAUAAAGGUGAUGGAGGGCAUUUUGAUUUAGUAGAAUCAAAGCUGAAAAGAUGUGGAAUCCACUUAUUGUAUGCUUUCAAAGAUGAGGAGUACCAAUGCAGCCCCAGCACAAUCCAAACCAAGCUCUCUUUGCAAUAUGCAUCUACCGUUUCCAAUUUUAUGCAACAGGUGAUAGGAACCACUUGGUUAUUGAAUGGCUUUGGUUUUAUUCUUUCGUGCAUUGUUUGGUUACUCUCCUUUUGGGUGCUGAAGAGUUUUGGUCGCGCGUCCUUAUUUUUUGCUAUUUGGUCAGUCUUUGUUUUUUACUGGUUUCGGAUCCUUUAGGGUGGAUCAGGUAUCGCUAAUUUGAUCUCUGCAUUCAGCUUGUUUCGGGUCUCCAUUGUUGUACUUCAGUUGCUUUUUGUCUCUGGUUACUGUGACUCUCCGAUGGGGUUGCGGAUGCUUUUCUUAGUCUCUGUUGUUUGUGCUUUGUUGUUCAGUCUAUCUUUUGGUUCUGCUGUGGUCUAGCAAUUCUGGUUUUUUGCUGUUUGUGCUUUUUGUUCAAUCUAUCAUUUGGUUCUGCUUUAAUUCGAUGCAGCAAUUUUCAUUUUUUU
This is a messenger RNA of Hevea brasiliensis (rubber tree), 1640 nucleotides long. Its product is annotated as disease resistance-like protein DSC1. The coding region runs from base 1 to 1371 and encodes 456 amino acids. Lineage: Eukaryota; Viridiplantae; Streptophyta; Magnoliopsida; Malpighiales; Euphorbiaceae. The record is from RefSeq and is a predicted model, not a curated record. The transcript has 3 exons.